This is a messenger RNA of Ustilago hordei, 1452 nucleotides long. RefSeq lists its product as uncharacterized. Gene Ontology annotation, molecular function: nucleic acid binding. Lineage: Eukaryota; Fungi; Basidiomycota; Ustilaginomycetes; Ustilaginales; Ustilaginaceae. The transcript has 3 exons. Gene Ontology annotation, biological process: DNA integration. The record is from RefSeq and is a predicted model, not a curated record. The coding region runs from base 1 to 1452 and encodes 483 amino acids.
AUGUGCACAUUGGUACUGGUUGAUGACCACAGCAAGUAUGUGUAUGUGCAGCCUUUGCUACAAAAGAGCCAUGCAUUUCCCAAGCUCAAGAUGAUAGUGUCAUAUCUUGAAACACAGAUGGGAAAGAGUUUAAAAGCAAUACAAUCUGAUCAAGGUACUGAAUGGAGAAGCAAUGACACCCUUGAAUGGACACAUGAUAAGGGUAUAGAAUGGCAGAUGACAGUGGGAUAUAAUAGCAGACAGAAUGGAUGUGCAGAGAGGAUGAAUAGGAGUCUGGGUGAGAAGAUGCAAACACUGCUCAUGCAGAGGAGGCUGCCAAAGAGAUUCUGGCCUUAUGCAAUCUGGGCUGCAGCAUUCAAAAUGAAUCUUGCCCCAAGUGUCAACAAUGAGUUCCCAUAUCAAGCCAUGUUUGGGAAGUCACUGGAGCAGCUCAUGAGGCUCUUACACAUGUUCAGAUGCCUAGCAUGGGUAGACAUCCCAAAGUCUGGAGAGGAGAGGAUGGCUUUUCUACAGCCCAGACUACAGUCCAAAUAUAUUCUGGAGCAACUCUUACUAGCAGAUGAAGGAGACCUCAAUGACCUGAGAUAUACAGAUGAGAACCUCUUUGAUGAAAGAGAGGAGGAGCAACUGGAUGAAUACAUGGAUAUGGAGACAAUUGAUGGAACAGAUGAGGAAAAGACCUCAGGCAAGGGUGUGGCAAAGAUGAUUGAGCACAGAGCUGAUGCUGAAACAUGGGCCAACAGUACCCAUUUUGGACCUACAGCAAUAGACAAUGGUAUAAAGAACCUGGAUCCAACCAUUAGCAAGGCACUAUCUGGAGAGGAUAGGAAGCACUGGGAGGAGGCAAUGUGCAAGGAGCUGGAUGGGCUAAGAGCCAUGGGCACAUGGGAGAUUGCCGACCUUCCCCAGGGCAUGAAUGCUGUUGACACACAUUGGGUUUUAAAAAUCAAAACAGAUGCAAAUCUGAUUCUGACAAAGUUCAAGGCAAGGCUGGUGGCACGAGGCUUCACACAAAGGGAAGGCAUCAACUACACAGAGGAGUUCACACCUGUGGCACCUAUUCAAUCCAUUCAAGGAGUCCUAGCUAUAGCAACCAUGCAAGGCUGGGAAGUGGAUUGCAUUGAUGUCAAGCAAGUGUAUCUGAAUUCAACAUUGCACCAUGAUGUUUUCUUGAAGCUGCUGGUUGGAAUGAAGGUCCCCCCUGGAAAGGCCUUAAAGCUGGUGAAGGGACUGUAUGAACUAAAGCAAUCAGGCCAAGAGUGGAACAUAGAGCUGGAUUCACACCUGCAAAAGAUAGGUUUCCAUUGCAUGCUGAGUGUGCUGUGCCUAUACUCAAGAGGAACUGGAGGCAGCAUGACUGUCAUCACAGCAUAUGUGGAUGACAUGCUCAUAGUAUCUCCCAGUCAUGAGGAGGUGAAUUGCACCAAGAAAGAAAUAAUGGCUAAAUGGUGA